AAUGCAAGCGACUUUAUUGGAGAGUGUGCCGUUACACGAUCAUGCGAACCAUGUAUGAAAACCAACAUAGCAAAAGCAGCUACUGUUUUCUGCAAGGACUGCAACGAGUGUCUUUGUGAAACUUGCAGAAAGUCACAUAUCGAAAAUAAAUCAGGGAAGCAUGACGUGAUCAGUAUUCAGGAAAAAGAAUCGCGUACAGAUGUAGUGGACAUGAAAGAAAUGGACAAGUGCUCGGAGCAUGGUAAAAGAUUCGAAUUUUUCUGUGAAGAUCAUUCUAAGCUUUGCUGCACUACCUGUGUUAUCGCACAUCGAAUUGUGACACUUUAGAUAAAAUUGCUGGCAUUUCCAAGCAGACAGUAGAAGCGUUGCUUGGAUUGAAAGAGUCAUUGGUCAAAUUAAAAUCGGAUGCAGACGUUAUUGUUGCCGAAUGUAAGAAUUUUGAAAAACAGUUGAAUGCGUCAGUUUUAGAAGUAUCAAAAGAAGUCGACGAAAUGAGGGAUCGUUUGAUAAAACUGUUUGACGCGGCGAAAGAUGAAUUGCUUAUAAAGGCAACAGAUUUGAAGAGUGAAGAGGUGAAAAAACUUGAUCAAAUGCAAUAUGUUAUUUCAACCAAUAAUGAAGUAAUCAAUCAACUAUUGCCAAUGUGCUCUGCUAUAGCACAACACGGUUCACCGCAGCAAGUGUUUAUAUUAACAAAACAGAUAGAGGAGAAACAUAACACUAUCGAAUACAAUAUAAACGAACAACGAAAGACGAAAUUUUCAUCUAAAGUGAUGAUGUCGUUUCCAGGAGAGCUAUCGUCGCUUCUGGAAAUGGGCAAACAUGUGAUUGAUGUUAAUUUUGAACGAAAAGGAAAUCCCAGUUCCAUCAGGUCGCCACUCCAACCGAAACCAAUUACCCUAAAGCUGCUCUUCUCCGUGGAUCUAUCAAAUACUGAAGAUGAUGAUCAUGAACCAUUUUUAAGUGGACUGGACUUCCUACCGGAUGGAAGACUUGUACUCGCGGAUAACAUAAAUAUGAAAUGUAUGAUAUUGAAUGAGAGGUUGCAGAGACUUGGAACACCGUACACGUUCAAGUCAUCUCCAAAAGACGUAGUUGUUUUUUCUCGGAGUGAACUAGCAUUGACGAUGGGUAAACAAAAGAUAAUAUGUAUCAUGUCAGUUGAUUCUGACAAUGUAAUAAGUCUGACAAGGGAAAUCAGCACAUCGUGUGAAUACUUCUCUAUAUGCUGCAUUACGCCAACAAAUAUGGUCGUGAGCACGUCAAAUAAUCCCUGUCAUGUAAGAAUGAUAUCUGUGGACGGAGUUGAAACUGACUUUGAUCACCUGGAGUUUCAUAAGAAAACGUACAAACAAGGUGAAAGUAUGAGCACAUAUGUCAAGCCCAAGAACACGUUAUUACUGACUGACAGGUUCGCUCACACAGUUUACAUGUACAACACCGUAAAGGGAACGACUAACGCAGUCACUGAUAGGAACAUAAAAGAACCACGGGGUGCCUGUGUCGGACCUAGUGACACAGUGCUGGUGUGCAGUUCGUUGAAUAAUUCCAUCGUGCACCUGACUGUUGGCGGUGAAAUACUUGGUAAAUACCCUGUAUAUAUGCAGCAUCCGUUUAGCCUGUGUGUUUCUACGGAUGGAAACAUGCUUGCGGUGGCAAACAAUUAGAAAGGCGCAAAAAAAACUGCAGUUAUAUAAAUUAUAUUACCUGCACUUAAUCACUAGAAUGUGAUCACUGACGUUAUAUAAUUUAGGUAAUCAUUGAAAAGACUCAUCAAAUUACAAUCAAUUUAUGCGUAAGUAUAUAGUUGAUCAUAUGACAAACACAAAUAAAUUGAUGUGAAUGAUAUUUUGUAAAAGGUUAUAUAAAUAAUAUUAAUUAUUACACUGUUGCGCAUGAUGUUGACGGGAACAAUAUAAAUCUUCACAGACCAUAGUUUUUAGGAACUAAAUGCCAGUUGUACAAUAUUUAAAAAGUGUUGAAAAAAUGCUUUCUUUGGAUUGAACUGCAUUUUGUCUUUCGGUGUGUGUCAACCAAUUGUUUAAGGCAAACAGGCAAACUUUAGGUAUUAUAAGGAAUAAUUGUAUAACUGAUCCUAAAUAUAUAUUUAUAAGUUACCAAACUUCUAUAGUUAUCGUAAGCAAAUGCUGAACUUCGAUAACUUAUUCAAUUAACUGUACAAAUAUUUGUAUACAAUUUAUAUAAACUAUUCUGGUUAUAUUGUAUUUUUCUGUCCCAUCACGUAGUUCACCAAGAUAAAUAUCUCUCUCUUCAUUUACACAUUUACAACUGUUGACACGACUAUCAAACGAACUACAAUGUAUAUGGCUUUAGGCAUUUAAAAUGAAUUUGCAAGUGUGUCCACUACAGUUAAUGUUCAUGUGUUAGAUUGCUAUUGAAUGGAUAUUAGACUUCAUUGAGGUGAAAGGCUUGUGCUUGGACAAGUCGAAAUACAUAUUUCUCAAAUCAUCUGCUCUCGACCUUUCAGCCCACUUCAGCUGUAAUAUAUCGAAUCAUUUAGGAAUAUUGCAUACUUGUGAAUGUAUUUUUAACUAAAUAACAUUCUCAGUUUUAUGUUUAUCACAGUGACACUGAAAUCUGUCCCAAAAAAGUCCCAUAAAUCCUGUGUACCUAUCCAGGUGAGAUCCACGUAGAAAAAUUAUUCUACACCGUAAACGUAUAAUACCGGCGUGAGUAAAGCAAGACGACAGGAUAUAUAUAUA
Messenger RNA from Dreissena polymorpha, 2723 nucleotides. RefSeq lists its product as uncharacterized. The record is from RefSeq and is a predicted model, not a curated record. Bases 492 to 1667 code for a protein of 391 amino acids. The transcript is spliced from 2 exons. NCBI's taxonomy places the organism in Eukaryota, Metazoa, Mollusca, Bivalvia, Myida, Dreissenidae.